ACUUGCUACAUAAACUCACAAUUUCACCUCCAAAUCAAGAUUAUUAUUAUUUUUUUAUUACAAUUCAAUUUAAUUCAGGGGUUUUCAAUUUCCAAAAAUCAAUCCAGAAUAUAACAUAAAAACAAAACAAUGGAACAUGAGAAUGAGAAUGAGUUGAAACAAAAAUUACAAGAUUUACAAAAACAACUUGGUAAAAAACAAAUGUUUGAAGAAGCUGUUUCUUCAAUUAGAUCUUUGCUUCAUCAAUAUUAUCUUCCUGCUUCCCCUUCUCUCCGUCAAUCGUUUUUCACUGUCAUAUCUCGUGUUGCAACUAUAUUAAAGACAAGAUACACAUCGCCGGGAUUUUGGAGUGCUGGAUUAGGACUCUUUCUGGAGGCUGAACAACUGGUUUCAGAAUCUUCUGAGAAGGAACAUUUGAAGACUUGCAUAGUUAGAGCCCGGGAGCAGCUGAGUGAACUAGAGAAUCAGCCUGAGGAAUCUGCACAAAACAGGAGAAAUCAAGGAUAUUUGUUUGAAGGGCAUCUUACCGUGGACCAAGAGCCUCCACAGCCUCAGUGGUUGGUUCAAUCAAACCUGAUGACAGCCCUAGCUGCUUCGAUGUCAGCUCAAACAUCUCAAGAUACUGACGGGUCCAGCAAUCUACCGCAAGAACUUAUGGAUAGAAUUCACGAGCUUAUCCCUAACAUAUCGGAUGAGUCCAACAAUCUUCCACAGGAGAUGAUUGAUAGACUAGUGGCAAUGUUCCCAGAGGGGGAUUCAGCCCCAAAAGCACCGCCAGCAAGUAAAGAAGUAGUUGCAAAGCUUCCAAUUAUCACUAUUACAGAUGAGAUCUUGGCCAAUCUUGGAUCAGAUGCCGAAUGUGCCAUAUGUAAGGAGAAUUUGCUGGUAAAUGAUAAUAUGCAAGAGAUGCCAUGCAAGCACACGUUCCAUCCUCCUUGCCUCAAGCCAUGGCUGGAUGAGCAUAAUUCGUGUCCUAUUUGUCGGCACGAAUUGCGGACUGAUGAUCAUGAGUAUGAAAGUCGGAAGGAGAGGGAGAAAGAGGCUGAAGAAGAGAGAAAAGGAGCUGCAAAUGCAGUCAGAGGAGGUGAAUAUAUGUAUGUAUAGCCGUAUAGGGUAAAAGAUUAUGAUUUCUGAAAUAUUCAUGACAUAAUUGACUAGUCUACCUUUUACUCUAUGUUGUGUGUUACUGCAGCUCUAUGCUGGUUAAUGAAUUACAAGCUUAUAUGUUUUGUUACA
Messenger RNA from Erigeron canadensis, 1236 nucleotides. Its product is annotated as E3 ubiquitin-protein ligase AIP2. Bases 130 to 1104 code for a protein of 324 amino acids. Gene Ontology annotation, biological process: protein ubiquitination. Gene Ontology annotation, molecular function: ubiquitin protein ligase activity. The transcript is spliced from 5 exons. The record is from RefSeq and is a predicted model, not a curated record. Gene Ontology annotation, cellular component: cytoplasm. Lineage: Eukaryota; Viridiplantae; Streptophyta; Magnoliopsida; Asterales; Asteraceae.